AUGUGUGUCGCGGGGACCCCGCUGUGGGGGGCAGCAAGUGACUCCUCCUCUCUCUCCCCACAGGGCUCCCCUGGCGAGAGAGGCGGCCCUGGGCAGGGCGGCCCCAUCGGACCCCCAGGCAGACCGGGCCCCCAAGGGCCACCAGGCCCUGCUGGAGAGAAAGGAGUUCCUGGUGAAAAAGGUCCCAUAGGCCCCGCUGGCCGCGACGGAGUCCAGGGUCCCGUUGGGCUGCCCGGUCCAGCGGGGCCCCCAGGGGGUGCUGGUGAGGACGGCGACAAGGGCGAGGUGGGCGAGCCGGGCCAGAAGGGUGGCAAAGGCAACAAGGGAGAACAUGGUCCCCCAGGCCCCCCAGGUCCCAUGGGCUCAGUCGGGCAGCCUGGAGCAGCCGGGGCUGAUGGGGAGCCGGGCGCUCGGGGCCCCCAGGGCCACUUUGGAUGUGCCCCGCACUGA
Molecule: messenger RNA, 450 nt
Organism: Chrysemys picta bellii (western painted turtle)
Lineage: Eukaryota; Metazoa; Chordata; Testudines; Emydidae
Source: RefSeq, a predicted model, not a curated record